This is a messenger RNA of Siniperca chuatsi (mandarin fish), 5890 nucleotides long. RefSeq names its product parvalbumin, thymic-like. Bases 5311 to 5643 code for a protein of 110 amino acids. Lineage: Eukaryota; Metazoa; Chordata; Actinopteri; Centrarchiformes; Sinipercidae. Gene Ontology annotation, cellular component: cytoplasm; nucleus. The record is from RefSeq and is a predicted model, not a curated record. The transcript is spliced from 4 exons. Gene Ontology annotation, molecular function: calcium ion binding.
UUCCUUAGGGACUUAGUUGCCCAACUGGUGUGUUUCAAUGUGAUCACAGUGCAGUAGUAGUUUAUAUGAUGGGGAAAUCUUCUGACUCAUUGUGUCGUUGCAGGAAGAGUUUUGCGAUUAUUAUUUUAGUGAACUGAAAGGCAACAACAUGCACAUUAUAGAUACAUGCAUGGGCCCACGCAAAGACACAUGCAUUGACAUACAGUGCUAUAUACAUACACAAAAUAGAUGCAUGCACAGACGCAAACUCACACACAUCCAGUCUUGAGUGAUUCAAGUCAAAACAGAGUGGAGAGGAGAGUGACACACACAUGCACAGACACGUUGAAUGCCACAGACAACCACACAGACUGAAAGAUUGGUGCCAGAACAGAGGAGAGAGAUAAAACUGUUAGCGAGAGUGGAGGGUGGUGGUGGAGGGUGGAGCUUAAAGUGUGUGUUGGAGGGGUUAUCUUGGCUGAAUUUGAGAGCGUCACUGGCAUGCCCUCACCACAGCUGGUCAGAUAGAAAUAGACGAGGCAGUAACUGAGCCCAGGAAAAAGGAGGAGCAACCGCUUUCCUCAGGGAUGCAUGCAGGGAUGAACGGGCCGCCUCUCUUCUUCUGUCUCUGUGUGAGAAGCCAAACGUUUCAGACAUUACAAUGGGACUUAAAGAUUUAGUUUAGCUGGAUGUUAAGUCUAUCCUGAUGACAUUAUCAUCCAUCUCAAUUAAAAUGGCUUUCAAGAUAAAUUGUUUCUACAGCAGGCAUUACACACAGAGUGACUUUCUGAAAUCUGAUCUAAAUAUCUUUUAUAUUUAUUCUUUCCACACAGAGAAGGUUAAAGGUCAAUGUGAAAUCAAGGAAAAGGCAGGUAUCCUGCCCCAAGUUUUCUCAUGGAUGGCCCAUAAAAAUGGAUUUAUUGAUGUUAAGUCCAGGGUCGAGAGUACAGUAAUUGUAACAAUUUGAUAACUUGAUAGCAAGAUAACCUAGCAUUGUUGGCUAACGUUAGCUAGAUAAUCGACCAAAUACUCACUCAGAGUGACGGAUGGCUAAGGUAACGUUAGCUAGCUAGUUAAUUUUACAACAUGCGAUGUCCAUCUUAGGAACCAUCUGAGGUGGCAAAGGUUCAAUGUUCCUACGAUGUUCUUCACAUUUCAAUGAACAAAAUGAUCUGUGAUAGACCUGUCAAAAGAGUAGCUAGGGCAAACGUUAGCGCUAGCUAGCUAGCUUGGUUAGCAAGGUGCAUCUGUAAUUCAUGUUAACUGUGAGAUUAAUUGGGAUGCUAAGUUUGGGUAGUGAAAAACAGGCUUAAAUAUAAUGUAUUUACUGGGGAAAAAAAUGAACAGCCGACUCCUUAGCGUGUCUUUUACUACAACCGAAUGCUGAACAAGACAUUUUUAGGCGACCAAAAUGUUAUUGAAAACACGCUGUGAAAGGGUCAAAGUUCUUAGACGAAAACACGACAUCAACCAAAAACAAGUUCAUGGCUAGUUAAAUGUACACAGUCCAGCAGAUAGCAUCGCCUCUAUCCUGAUUGACAGGUCGCCGUGGUAGUGACUUGUCAGUCACAUGGUAGCCACGCCCUAAAGCAUACCUUGCUUUAUCGUUUGUUUUACUCUAAAUGGGACCAUAAUUUACAAAAUAAACAUCAUGCUGUAUCAAAGAAGACUUGAAACUAGCGAUUGAGACCAUGCACUCAUUAGGAAAGUGUUUACUGAGGAAAUAAAUCAAGUUAGAAGUAGGGUCAUUUUCUCAUACACUUCUAUACAAUCGGACUUCUUCUUGCAAUCAGUGGAGUCGACCUUGGUGGCCAUUAGAAAGAAUACAGUUUGAAGGCACUUCCGCAUUGGCUUCACAUUUCAGACCCGGAGGCUAUGUCCACUUCUUUUAUACAGUCUGUGAUACAAUAGCAAACGAUAGACUAGAUAAAUUAAGAAGGCAGCUGGCUAUUUUGUUAGUUUGCCAUCACUAACCAAUGUUAGUGUUAAGGUUUGUUUUUAAUAAUGAUUUUAGUGUUCUCUUUUAUUGGUCAAUAUUACAUUUGGGCUAAUGACACUGAUCCUAGAUCAGCAAUUAAAUGCAACUUUUGCCUCGAGUUUAUUCUAAUGCAUUCUUAUUAAUUAUACUGCAGGGGAGAACAGGGUAAGACAAACACCUGGUUCAUCAGUACCUUCAUGAGUACCUGGUGGGGAUGCCCUUAAUUUUCUUAAAUGUGAGCAUAUCAUAUAGGCUACUUUAAUUUGCUCAAUCUUGUAAUUCUAUUAGCUUGUGACAAGCAACAGAGUAAUCCUAAAAGUCAUUAGAAAUGAGCAUUUAGUAGCUUUUUUUUUUAAUCUUCGGGGAGCAUACCCCCGGACCCCGCUAGCAGGUUUUUUCCCUAACCAGUUUUUCAUGCCUGUAGUUUAGAACUCCUCAUGAAAAUUAUUAAAUGGUAAAUGGGGUGCACGUAUAUUGUACUUUUUAACCUUAGAUGGACAAAUUUCCUCAUAAUGUCUCUCAUUUACCCAUUAACACACUAAGUGAUGGUGGCAAAGCUGUCAUAUGGUGCCGGUGUGCUGACCGAGAGCAAUUUGGGGUUCAAUGUCUUGCUCAAGGUCAACCCACUCAACUGCCUGAGCCGCGUUCAUUAAAUCUAUUGUAAAGACAUGAGAAAUAAUGAUGCAGCAUAGUCUGCAAAAGUCCCCUAAACGGUGAUGGAGAAAGGAGGAGGGACAAAAAGGCAAAGAUACUGGUCAAUAGAGUUUUAAAUAUGCAGUUUUCUACAGUGAAUAUCUCAUGUUGCUGUUUGAAAAACUUUGCAGUUGAUAUUUUAGGUUUUACCUAAAUGAUAAAACUCAGCAUUCUUUAUAGUUGUUUAUUAUGAAUAAUAAACGAUAAUAUAUUAACAAAGAUGAAAUGAUUGAUGCGUCUGGGGAAAAACCACCCUAUAAGCCAAAUCUCACAUAAUAAAUCCCCACAAAAGCCAGUGUGUGUGAAUGCAUCUAUGAUACAUCCUGUCAAAGUGUCUUUGACCAACACACUGAAUAUCUUCCAGCUCACUCAAUCAUACGUCCCUCUAGAUAAGCUUCGUAUAUAUCAUAGAUACGCACACAGUGCAAAACGAGUAUUUAUUCAAUAAUAAAACAAUACCAAAGCCUAUCUGGUUCUUUAAUUUGUGUAAAAUGCAACCUACCAUCUGUUUGUGUAAUACUUACAUCUGCUGGUUUCCAUGCCCUGUGCUGAUUGUCCCAUUGCUCAGUAUUUCCCAACACAAAUGGAAGAACAAAACAGGAAGUUUGUAUGUCAGGCAUGUGAAAGUACAAAACUCUAACUCUAACUGACAUUGUAAUGUAAUCUUCCCUGUUCACAGACUCCCUUAUAGCUGCCUGUACCUGUCAAGAAAACAACCAACCCAACAAAUGCCCCCAAAUCACUGUGUGCACAAGACCGUCUCCCCAUCCCUAUCCAUCAAUUUCUGUGUCUGUCUUUUCCUCUCUGUCCCAUCCCCCUCUUCCUCCUCUCAUCCACCGCUCCAUCACGCAGGAAGCCUGGUCUUCCUGAAAACAAGCAUCGGAGAGUGGAAAGGGACAAGGCUGGGGGGGGCAGGUAGGAGGGGGAGCAGAGGAUGUUUUUGUUUCUCGGCCCCUCUGGUUGCUGCAGGCCUCACUGUAGUCCAUCCUGAGGAAACCAGGCUCACGUCACUCUGGCCAGGCCUUGGGCCCACACGUGCUGCCUGUUAGGGCCGGUAUGACGCAGUAACUGCAGCGCUCCAGCAGCCCCUCACACAUGGGAGCUAUAAAGACACAUGUGGAUUGAAACUGUGGAAAACACUGCUUUUCAAAUCAUAAUGGCAUUAGCAACCAGGAAAAGUCGACACAAAAUCACAUAGUGCAUUUCAGUUACACAAAACGGGUCAAAUGUGGUGGUGAGAGACACUGUGAGGAAGGUUUUUUGGGUUUUGCCAGAACAAAAGUCUAUAACUUUGCCAGCUAACCACAGUCCAUUUCCUCCCUGUAAUAGCUGCAAACUGCCAAGUCACCUGGAAGUGGGAGAAUUCCUCAGCAGGUGCAUUUCCAGAGACUCCCAUCGACUGAUUUAUAGCUAAUCAAAAAAUGUACGUAUGCCGUUUGUAGAUGCUGACUUUCGUUUGCAGUUUCAGUGUGAAACUCUGUGAUCAUCAAAAAAUAAAAAGUGCUGUCACCAUCAGGUAAUUUAACUUUUGUCCAAUUUUGAACAUGGCAUGACUUCAACCCUAAAUGCAGCUGAAAGAAAUGUCAAAAAUUUCAAUCAAAAUGCAUUUAUUGACAGGAGGCUAGAACGUAAGGCUGGGGAAACAUGUCUCUGACUCCUGGACCAUCAGCACCGGUUCCCCCCAAGGCAGUGUCCCCUCUGCUCUUCUCCCUGUACACCAACAGCUGCACCUCCAGUCACCUGUCUGUCAAGCUCCUGAAGUUUGCGGAUGACACCACCCUCAUUGGGGUCAUCUCUGAUGGGGAUGAGUCUGCUUACAGGUGGGAGAUGUCUUUACUAACUGACACAUUUCUUAAGUUUUAACUUACCCGAUUUAGUAAGACAUAGUUUGAAACUAGCUUAUAGUUAUUAAGAACUUAGGAAGAGCUUUACACACAAUGUAAUGAUGAAUUUACGAAUAGCUGUUGUUUCUCAAUCCUGGAGAAUAGAACAUAUUAACUGUAACCCACAGUGUGUGAGUGUGAUUGUCGUCAUAUUUCUAUAGCAUGUUUAGCAUCUUUUUAAAUGAACGCUCACUCAUUUGAGAGCGGAGCUCUUCACAUUUUAAAUGUAGCAUGUGAGAACAAGGUGACUGUGGAGACAGCUCUUUGGAGCGCCGCCUGAGAGUGACAGGUCAUAAUAACAGGAUGUUUGCAGCCUGCGGAAACACUGCCAGGGACGACCACAAGCAGGCAGAAACUGUGACUGGAAACACGAGCAAAGAGGAAAUGCAGGCCUGCCAGGUUCCCUCCAGGUGUACCAAAUAUAACCUCACUGACUUGUUCAUUUUGUUUACAGACAGACGCUACUUGACUGGGGUCUCUUUAGGUAGAUAUAAAUUCACUAUGACCCUUGACCCCUGGAGAAAUCACUCUAGAAAACACAGUUGUGCAAUGACAAGAUUCUCUGUCUUUCAGCCUCCCUUUCACACACACACACACACACACACACAGUUUUCUGAAGUGGUCAGCUGCAGAUGAUAGCAGACAGAAGGACACUGGUGGUUUCUGACACCGGGGGGGGUGAAGCCUAUUCACUGUCACCAGUAGUUUCUUUCUGCCCAUCAGUGGUCCCAUAUUGCACCAGGCUGCAACAUCUAUCACAACAGAGUCUCCACGACCAUGGCUAUUAGCGAUUUUCUAGCUGCCUCGGACAUCACUUUGGCUAUUAAUGCUUGUAAAGCGAAGGAUUCCUUCAGCCCGAAGAUGUUUUUCAAAACAGUGGGUUUAUCCAAGAAACCUCCAACAGACAUCGAGAGGGUCUUUAAGAUUUUGGACCAAGACAAAAGCGGCUUCAUAGAACAGGACGAGUUACAACUGUUCCUGCAGAACUUCUCCAAAGGAGCGAGAUCCCUGACUGCAGCUGAGACCAGAGCUUUCCUGCUGGAGGGAGACUCAGAUGGAGAUGGGAAGAUUGGCUGGGAAGAGUUUUCCGCAUUGGUCAAGUCUUCAUAAGUGAUGCGUGACCCCUAUGAUUUGUUGUCAUCUCAGGGUGGACCUCUUUUUAUAAUGUUUACUAGCUACAGUAAAUAACAUGGACUCAUCAGGGAUCUUAUGUGUUUAGAGUAAUGAGAUAUGUUGUCGUUUUAAUGGAAAGUAAUGUAAUAAGGUAAUUAAAGUAAACCACAAAUUAAAUCUUGCCUCUCUGCUAUAUGUCUUCCCUGCCAGAAAAGUGUACAAAUAAAUAUACUUUUCUCCAUGA